AUGAUUGAUUGGGCAACUGCAAGGAUGGAAAAAGAUGAGAGAUUUAAAAUUUUGCCUGCUCAUCAGUUCCAUCUGACUAAGGAAGCCAAAAGAAAAGAUGAUCCGUUGAUUUUCAAGGAAUUGUUAACUGAGAUAAAUGACAGUAGUAAAGAACUAGUUUUUAUUCCGGCAAAUCAGCCUAACUUCCAUUGGAGUUUGUUGGUUUAUCAGGUAAAAGAGAAAAGAUUUUACCAUUAUGAUACGCUGGGAGGGGCUAAUUAUCAAUAUACCCAGCCCUUAGUGAGGGAAUUGUUGGAGCAGAUUAGAGGAGUGAGGGGUAGUAAGGAGGAGUAUUUGGAGGAGCGUUUGAUUAAACAGCAUGGGAUUAGGCAGGGUAAUGGUUCUGAUUGCGGGGUAGCAGUUAUUGCUAUUAUAAGGAGGAUUAUUGAGUUAAAUAAUCAGAGAUGA
This is a messenger RNA of Racocetra persica, 447 nucleotides long. The record is from the annotation of a GenBank genome assembly. NCBI's taxonomy places the organism in Eukaryota, Fungi, Glomeromycota, Glomeromycetes, Diversisporales, Gigasporaceae.